GGGAGGUGCGUUCCGAACGCCAAAAAAAACAAAAAAACAAGCUAGCGUUUUUUUUUUCAAUGGAAACCGCCCUGAUUUGUUUAUAACGUUUACCGGCAUCUUAACUGUUAAAGUUCAUUAACGAGUGAUCACGGUUCUCCCGCGGCGUGUUGGAGAAGAAGAUAAAGCGGUCAGAAGUGGUGGCAAUGGAAGAGGUUCACCAGAACAGCACUAAUGGCACUGAGUCACAAACUGUGACCAUCCCUACAACUCUUACAGCUUCUCAAUUAUCACAGAUAACCCAGAUGUCUCUUGGAGGGUCACCAGUCACUGUGGUGCAACUACCUGGUGGUCAGAUUCAAGUACAAGGAGUGAUCCAAUCUGCCCAGUCAUCGGUUAUUCAGUCUCCACCAGCACAAAUACAGGGUCAUCAGUCUGAUAGUGACGAUUCUCAGGACUCCUCAGACAGUGGAUCUUCUAACCAGAAAACGAGGGAAAUUCUAGCGCGGCGCCCUUCUUACAGGAAGAUUUUGAACGACCUCUCAGCAGAAGAGAUGGUGAAUCGAAAUGAAGGAGAGGAGGAGAUCUCGGCCUCAUCCGCAAUGACAACGGUGUCUCUACCUACGCCAAUCUAUCAGACCAGCAGCGGCCAGUACUUUACAAUUGCAUCAAAUGGGUCUCUGCAGUUGGCUGGUGCUAGUGCUGAGGGGGUGCAGAGCCUGCAGACUCUUACCAUGACCAAUUCCAGCCCUAGCCAGCCUACUAUAUUACAGUAUGCUCAGACUGCAGACGGGCAACAGAUACUACUUCCCAGCAAUCAGUUGGUGCUACAAGGGGGAGAAAUGCAGGCUUACCAAAUCCGCUCAUCGUCGGCACUGCCUCAGACUGUAGUCAUGACCUCACCUGUCAUAAGCUCUCAGGGCAAGUCUGACGACCCCCAGGCAAAGCGAGAGAUCCGCUUGGCUAAAAACAGGGAGGCAGCCCGUGAGUGCCGCAGGAAGAAAAAGGAAUAUGUGAAGUGCUUGGAGAAUCGCGUGGCUGUGCUGGAGAAUCAAAACAAAACCCUGAUUGAGGAGCUCAAAACGUUAAAAGACCUUUACUGUGUCAAAACGGGUUAAUGCAGCUGCACUGGUACAGUGCUAAAUGGACAAUUUUUGCAGAUCUGCCUGUAUAGACACAAUUCUGGGCACAAGGAACGUGUCAGUUUCUUGUUUUUAUACACAUUUUUAAUAAACAGAUUUGGAGUGGCAGACCAAAGAGUGAGAAACAAUAUAGAUGGACAAAAAUGAAUGAAUUGUGUAUUGUGUUUCCUUUACAUAUUUUUAAUAACAAGUGAGAUCAGGUGUGUAUAAUUUGUGUAUGUAUGUUGUGUGUAUGUGGGCACACCUACACAGGGAUUUUUUUGGCUUUACCAGUGUGUGACCUGUUCAUUUACCAGGGAAAUUCUGUGUUUGUUUUUCCAAAAGUGCUUUGCAGAAACUGUUGGAAAAAAAUAGUGCAUAUAUUAAGCGCCUGCCAUUUAUACUCUGCCUCUCAGAUGUACCUGAACUGUGUUUGAAUAUUGUGAUGUGAUUUGUUUUUCAUUCAGUCUUUUUUGUUGUUGCUUUAGAAUAUUUGCUUUCCUUCCCCUUUUGACCAAAUGUUCCAGUAUUCCCAUACCCACGUUUAUCAUACUUUUUAUGGCACGGUUGUGCAACAUUGCAGAGAGUCCGAGACCAACUUGGCCCGAGUUCAGCAUCGGGAAGUGCUGGAUGCUUAUGUCUGGCUUUAGGGUGCAUUGUAGAUUAAUUUUAGUUCAAACUUUACCAGAAAGAAUCAUAGAUAACACAUUGCAUUAAAUUAUAUUUAAGGUGAUACAUUUUUUAAUCAACUUCAAGUUAAAAAGGAGAAUGUUACUAUUCAUAUAUUUGUUUAUUGUUUCCAACACCACAGAUGCACUGCCCACAUGGUAAAGGAUGAUUUAAGUUAACAGCAAUAAUUGACUGACUUGUUUACUCUUACAAAGUGCACCUUUUAGAGCAGGGUAAAGCUGUUUUUGUUUUUUUUUGGCUUAAAGCUGUUACUGGGACAAUUGAAUCAGGGAGUACACCUGUACUUGAAAAUGCAGGUGACACUGUUUAUUUAGAACAGUGUCACCUGCAUUAAAAUGACAAGAUGAGUCGUUUUAUUAAGUAAAACUAAAUAAAUAUUUUUUUCAGCCUCUG
This is a messenger RNA of Astyanax mexicanus (Mexican tetra), 2183 nucleotides long. RefSeq names its product activating transcription factor 1 (gene atf1). Gene Ontology annotation, molecular function: protein binding; DNA-binding transcription factor activity, RNA polymerase II-specific; RNA polymerase II cis-regulatory region sequence-specific DNA binding. The record is from RefSeq and is a predicted model, not a curated record. The transcript has 8 exons. NCBI's taxonomy places the organism in Eukaryota, Metazoa, Chordata, Actinopteri, Characiformes, Acestrorhamphidae. Bases 186 to 1097 code for a protein of 303 amino acids. Gene Ontology annotation, biological process: regulation of transcription by RNA polymerase II. Gene Ontology annotation, cellular component: ATF4-CREB1 transcription factor complex; nucleus.